CGCGCCCCUUGUGUCACAUGACCGGAAACGAUGGAGGCGGCCAAGAUGGCGUCUCCCAAGAGCGCCCCUAAAGACGCGCAGGUGAUGGCGCAGAUCCUCAAGGACAUGGGCAUCACCGAGUACGAGCCGCGCGUCAUCAACCAGAUGCUGGAGUUCGCCUACAGAUACGUCACCACCAUCCUGGAGGACGCCAAGAUCUACUCGAGCCACGCCAAGAAGUCGAGCGUGGACGCGGACGACGUGCGCCUGGCGAUCCAGUGCCGCACGGACCAGUCCUUCACAUCGCCCCCGCCCCGCGACUUCCUGCUGGACAUCGCCCGCCAGAAGAACCAGACGCCGCUGCCGCUGAUCAAGCCGUACUCGGGCCCGCGGCUGCCGCCCGACAGGUACUGCCUGACCGCCCCCAACUACCGCCUGAAAUCCCUGCAGAAGAAGGUCUCCUCCACAGCAGGCAGGAUCACAGUCCCUCGCCUGAGCGUGGGCGCCGUGAGCAGCAGGCCCAGCACUCCCACUUUGGGCACGCCCUCAGCCCAGACCGUGUCGGUGUCAGCCAAGGUGGGAGCGCCGGUGUCGCUGGCGGGGCAGCGCUUCACGGUGCAGAUCCCGUCCUCGCAGCCCGCUGGGAAGUCAGCCACUCCCACCACUCCCACGGUGCAGAACGUCCUGAUCAACCCAUCCCUGAUCGGCCCCAAGAACAUCCUGAUCACCACCAACAUGGUCCCGCCCGGCGCCGCCGACCCCAACCCGCUCAAGAGGAAACACGAGGACGACGACGACUACGACGCCUUGUGAGGGCCCACGGCCCUGCCCCCUGCAGGGGGCCCUUCCCAAGGGAUUCAGGGAGCCUUUCCCGUGGGAUUCGUGGAGCCUUUCCUGUGGGAUUCACAGAGCCCUGCCCAUGGCAUUCACACGGACUCCAGAGGGUGGGAAUGGGCAGGAAGGCCCCGUUUGGGCCUUGGGAGUGUGGAAAUAAAGUGCAGAGUGUUUGUAA
Molecule: messenger RNA, 991 nt
Organism: Onychostruthus taczanowskii (white-rumped snowfinch)
Lineage: Eukaryota; Metazoa; Chordata; Aves; Passeriformes; Passeridae
Gene: TAF9B
Product: TATA-box binding protein associated factor 9b
Exons: 7
Coding region: 31-792 (253 amino acids)
Biological process (GO): DNA-templated transcription initiation; RNA polymerase II preinitiation complex assembly
Cellular component (GO): transcription factor TFIID complex; SAGA complex
Molecular function (GO): RNA polymerase II general transcription initiation factor activity; protein heterodimerization activity; transcription coactivator activity
Source: RefSeq, a predicted model, not a curated record